GUGCUGAAGACUUGGAGGGACAAUCCUAGUCAGCAGGUCUUACACACGCUUGUAUGUGUGUGUAUAUGGAGCUGAAACUUUCCUAGAGACAAGCUCACACAGUUUCUUCCCUCCUCUUUUCUUCUGUCUGGCUCUCCUCUUUCUCCUUUUCCCUCCUCCAGCACACCUUUGUGUUGUUUACCUUGCCCCUCUUCCUCUCCCCUCCCUCUUCAGCCUCACUAAUUUUGUCUCUGCUCUGUGUGGUUAGGGUGCAAGCUAAAACUGUACAGGGUGGGAUGUUGCUGAUGCUACAGCUGUUUGGGCUCUAUGCCUCCUCCAGGGCCCACUGAAGAAAAUAAGGCUGCAAUUGUGCUGAGGAACUUGAACACAACACCCUGAGGAACCUACAACUAUCACUUUUUUUAAAUCCCUGUUUUCCUCAUCAGUCAGUUCAAGAAAAAAACAAUGAGGACCAAGUUGAAUCAAUUGGUUGCACAGUUCUUUCUCUUAGGAGUGUUGCUACCUGUGGUGGACAGUAAAGGAACUUUCUAUGGAAGUCAUGCCAACCUAUUCUAUGGAAGCAGGUACAACUUGUUCAAGGCUGGACUCAACCCUCACCAGUUACCAAACAAGCCCAUGACCCGUCACAAAAACCACUGUGCCUAUGUGGUGCAGAAGAACAUCACGUGCAUGUUGCAGGAUGGAGUGGCUACCUAUGUAAAAGCUGAGUACACCACCACGUGCAUAAGGGGUCAGAAGUGUCCUGUUGUCAUGUACAGGACCUUCUACAAGCCAAAGUACAAGGUGGGUUUUAAGACAGUAACUGAGCUGGAGUGGAGAUGUUGCCCUAGCUACUCUGGAGAAAACUGCUUUGAUGGACCCACACCGCUGCCUGGUUUGCCCCAUGUCCCUCGACCCCCUGUGGACCAGAGGCCCGGAGGAGGCCAGCUGGAACCAGGCAAACCAUUCCCCUAUGUGCCUGACCACAGACCAAUACCCACAGGCCAACUGCCUGCUGGAAGUGGAAAACCACACUAUGGAAACAAAUUUGGGAUUUCUGGAGUCACUGGUGAACGUUUAGAUCGUAUGGAGAAUGACCUGCGUCGGCUCACUCAGGGUCUAGACACUCUGAAUGGGGUUGUGGCUGGCCUUGAGGAGCGACUGCGCACAUCUCUCCGGGAAGACACCAAGAAAGUCCUGGUGUCUCUGCUGCCCAGUCCUGCUCAUGUGCCUGGCUCUACUGUGGGUUUUGGCGUGAUCCCAGAUGGGACUCUGGCUGGACCAGAAGGAGAAGAAAGCUUCAUUGGAUUUGGAGACUUAGUAGGGAGAGUGACAGAAGUGAGGGAUGAGCUGCGAGCCAAGACUCACAUCUUAGAGGAGAUUCAGGGAAUGGUCGUGGGUCAUGAUGGCCAGAUUAAGACUCUGCUGGAGGGAGCCAAUGGGAAGUCCACCCCUGGCUCUCUACUGGACGAGAUCCUGGACACUAAGCUGGUGGGGGUGCGGGCUGAGAUCCUAGAUGGCUUUGAAAAACGUCUGACUGGUCUGGAGAACCAAUGUAAUGAGAAAAUUGGGGAAGUGCAGAGGCAGUGCCAGAAGGAGCACAUUGAUGGCCAGGAGCAGAUGCAGCAGUCUCUAGAUGGAAGAGAGUCUGGGCUCAGGGAGGAGUUGGGCACUUUGCAGGCUCAGAUCCAGGGACUGACCCUGACUGAGAGCUGCUGUGAACAGGUUAACAGCCUGUCCAAGCAUGUGCUGCAACUGGAGGAGUCAGUGAAAGAUUUGACAGAAUCUCAGAGACACCUUCAGACUGCUCUCACUGACCAGAGCAUCCAUGUGGAGACACUGAUUGAGACCCGUCUGGUGGAAAUAGAGGGCCACCUCAAUGCGACCGAGGGUGGAGCGUUCCCAGGUGGUCUGGAUGGCUUCAAGAAUACGAUAGAGGGCAGGUUGAAGACCCUGGAGGACAGAGUGUUUGUGGUUGUAGAAGAGUUGAGUAAUGCCACAUCCCCUGCACUCCUGGAGGGCCAGGUGGUCCCUGCACUGGAGACAGAGACAGCGUCUGUGAGGAGGAGACUGGAGGGGGAGCUGGAUGGCAUUCAGAAACAAUUAACAGACCUGGAGCUCCUCUGCACCUCCUCCUGCUCACCUGCCACUCCACCAGCAGGUGGUGUCAGUGUCACCCAAGUAGAGGAGGAAUGUGAUGGGAUGGAGAAGAAGAUGACAGAUCGUCUGGAUUCCCAUUCUAACCAGCUUGACCUCCUAAAUAACACCCUCCAGAACCUGCUUUUUAGGAUUGCUCAGGAGGACACAGAGGGCUCCAUCCAGGGAGAGAUCACCCUGCUGAAGAUCAACAUCAAUUCUGUGAACCGCACUCUGAAGGGUCUAAAGGACUCUAUUAGCUUCAUUGCAAGCGAAGUGGACCAUGCAAAUACCACCUGGGAGCAAAGAGAGCACCAGCUAGUCAACCAGGUGCAAGGAAUCACCAGACUAGUGGGCCACCAAGCAUCACUUCUGGGGGCCGGGGAGAGACGGCUGGCCCAGCUGAAGGAUGAGUUAGUGGCCUUGAAGAGGCGGUUGGCCGGAGAACUGCAGGGCUGCCGGAGCACAGCGGUAGAAGUACAAAGGGAGGUGAAGGAUGUUAAUAGCAGGGUGAGCCAGGUAGAGGGUCAGUGCAGCACCCUGGGGGAGCUGGCGGAGCAGCUGGAAAGGAUCAGGGCAGAGCUGGAGAAACACUCAGAUUUGUACCUGGCCCAGGCGAAUGGUACCUUGGUCAUCCAUUCAGAGCAGCUAGCUGAGCUGAAAGGUGAGGUCAAAGACUGUGUGGCCAAGGAAGCAGCCAACAAAAAAGGAGACCAGUAGCAUCUGAGCUACAGAAUAAAAAAAAAAAAAAGACCUGUGUGUGCUUCUCAUUAGGCUCAAAUGACUUCCUCUGCUGUUCUCCUCUCACUUUCAAAUGCCAUCUGUACAGAUGCAAAUUAAUUGAACCAGUGACAGUCAGUUUCACUAAGCUUUCCAUCUCACUACCCCCAGAUGUCGUGGGUAUCGAGUUCACUGAAAUGAGGAGAGGCAGACACAAACGCAAAGACACAUCUAUAGUUGUAUAGCUGGGCAGUAUAUUUUAUUGUGAUUUUUAUUCUAUAGGGCAUUUGAUUUUUUUUCUCUGAUUAUGAUUGUUUUUUCAUAUUCUAACUUUUUUAACUUAUAUGAAGUGACUGCAUUGUUAUGAUGUUAAACUGUUUGUAUUAGAAAAUAAAACAUAA
This is a messenger RNA of Monopterus albus (swamp eel), 3236 nucleotides long. RefSeq names its product elastin microfibril interfacer 3b (gene emilin3b). Gene Ontology annotation, cellular component: extracellular matrix. The transcript is spliced from 6 exons. The coding region runs from base 445 to 2835 and encodes 796 amino acids. The record is from RefSeq and is a predicted model, not a curated record. Lineage: Eukaryota; Metazoa; Chordata; Actinopteri; Synbranchiformes; Synbranchidae. Gene Ontology annotation, molecular function: protein binding.